Molecule: messenger RNA, 730 nt
Organism: Aspergillus piperis CBS 112811
Lineage: Eukaryota; Fungi; Ascomycota; Eurotiomycetes; Eurotiales; Aspergillaceae
Product: nuclear transport factor 2 family protein
Exons: 1
Coding region: 106-498 (130 amino acids)
Source: RefSeq, a predicted model, not a curated record
UCGUUCCCCUCACCACACACCAUUAUCACCAUAUCACAUCCCACUUCCAACCGACUACAUCCAUCUCCUCAAAGCAACCUCUUAGUCUCAAGAAAAACCACCAAAAUGACCACAAACGGAUAUACCACCCUAUCAGAAACAAUAACAACCUACUUCACCUCCAUCGACGCCGGCGACCUCCCGACCACCAUGUCGCUCUUCUCCCCCACCGCAACCUUCACCGUGGUCACGGCAGGCAACGUAACCUUCACAGGCCGGGAUGCUAUCCAGGCCAUGCUGGACGAUUUCAUCACUCAGUCUACCUCAAUGGAGCACCGAGUGGUGAGCAUGAUUGUUGAUGAGAAGGCGGGGAAAGUUGCCACGCAGCAGCGGUACAUUGGAGUGCCGGAGGAUGGGAUACAGAGGGAUAUGCUUAAUUGUAAUUUCUUUGAUAUGGAUGAGCAGGGGAGGAUUGAGAAAGUCAUGGUUUGGAUGAGUGGGGGGAGUCCAUUGGGGUAGAUUGAUUGGUUAUGGGCACUGGAGACAAACAGGGAUUGAGGAUGGCAAGGAGAGAGUUAGAGAAGCCGGUGUGUUCUGGGAUUGUUUGAACAGUUGCUAUUGAUAAAUGAGUUAGUUUGAAUGAUACUAUGACUCAGAUACUACAUGCUAACAUGGAUUGUUGCAGAGAUUUGCAAAUUAUACAUGCUGCUUAGUACCUACUCAGUAAUGAAUAUCGAUGACACUGCAACUU